AUGUUAUCAUUAUUUCUUUUUGCUAUUCAUUCACUUAAAAUUUCAAUUCCAAUCAUAUCUUUGUAUGGUUCUGCACCGACUUUCUUUACUUUAUGGUCAUUUUUACGUCUAUUUACUUUACCAUUACCUGAACAUGUCUAUCGACAAUGUGAUGAUCAUUUAUAUUCGAUUUAUCAAAGAUUUGUUUUGUUUUUCUUUCAAAAUUGGCUCCAAGUGAAAAUUUAUGUUCAUGGUGAUUAUAAACAAAUCUUCGAAAAGAAAGAAAAUGUUUUAUAUUUAUCAAAUCAUCAAAGUUCAGUGGAUUGGAUCAUAGCCAAUAUGUUGGCCAUUCAUCAAGGAAGUCUGGGGCAUAUUCGAUAUGUGUUAAAAAAUGAGUUAAAGUAUAUUCCAUUUUAUGGAUUUUAUUUUCAACAACAUGAAUGUAUCUAUGUUCACCGAAAUGAUAGAGGUGAUUUGAAUCGUGUGGAAAAUGGCAUGAGACGAGUGAUUAAAAAUGGUUUGCCCAUUUGGUUGGUGAUAUUUCCUGAAGGAACACGAUUUAAUCCAAUUAGUAAUCAAAAUGCAAUUCAAAGAUCGAGUUUAUUCGCCAAAGAGAAAGGAUUUUCGCCGUUCGAAUACGUUCUUUAUCCUCGAUCAGGUGCCACAGUUGCGGCGAUUAGAGCUUUGAAGGAUCAUAUCGAUGCAGUUUAUGAUGUGACUCUCAUGUAUAACCAAACUUAUGAUGAACAAAAACAGAUUCGUUUAGCUGCACCAUCAAUGUUCGAGUAUUUACAAGGUCAAACAAAUGAAUUGCACAUUGAUGUAAGACGAAUAGCAAUGAAUGAGAUCCCUUAUGAAACCAAUGAAGAGAUAUCUCAUUGGUUGUACCAAAGAUUUCAAUUGAAAGAUCAAUUAUUGAAAAGAUUUUAUGACUUUCAACGAAAGAAAAACUUCCAAUCAGAAGUCUUUUCUUCUGAUGAAACUGAUCAUCCUCAAGAACUCGAAUUACCGUUCAGAGAAACUCUUCCAUCUUGUUUAUUCUUGACACUGACAACACUUCCAUUGAUAUUAAAUGAACAUGGACGUUCACUCUAUUGUAAAAUUUGUUUAUUUGUUCCACCGAUAACACUUCUAUGGAUGCAUUUAUUUUCUUCCUCACGAACAAGUUAA
This is a messenger RNA of Adineta ricciae, 1149 nucleotides long. The record is from the annotation of a GenBank genome assembly. NCBI's taxonomy places the organism in Eukaryota, Metazoa, Rotifera, Eurotatoria, Adinetida, Adinetidae.